Messenger RNA from Teleopsis dalmanni, 5735 nucleotides. RefSeq names its product protein PF14_0175-like. Lineage: Eukaryota; Metazoa; Arthropoda; Insecta; Diptera; Diopsidae. Bases 125 to 5320 code for a protein of 1731 amino acids. The transcript is spliced from 7 exons. The record is from RefSeq and is a predicted model, not a curated record.
CUUCGCUUUUGAUCUCAUACUUAGUUUUUAAUGGCGUAAAAAAUGUAUUAGAAAAAAUUUUUGAUUAAAAUUUUGAUAAGUGUAUCUUUCGUAUCUUCCUAAUGUUUAAGAAAUUAUUAAUAAAAUGGGAAAUGAUUUAAUGGAAAAUACCACGGAAAAUAUAUUUAGUUCACAAAUUGGUGAUGUAGAUGAACGGGAAGAAGGUGAGAUUGUUGACGAUUUCGAAUAUAUUAUAUCCUCGGACGAGGCGUUAACAGUGAGAAAACGUAUAGCAGAACUGGAAUCUAAAAAUGAUGAAAUAGAAAAAAUUGACUUAAUAUCCAGAAGCUUCGCUAAUGGUUUUGAUUGCGGAAGUAUAAGUGAGAUUAUAGCAAAAUUUAGAACACCGUCAAAUGAAUAUUAUCACCAUUUUCCGCGAUCGCAACUCAAUCGGUCAACAAACUUGAUAAGAUCAUCGUCUUCAGAAUCCGAAAUGGGAAGUUUUUCAUUAAAUAGAAAAGAGGAUCGAAAACGCAGAAAAUUUCCAACAAAAAAUUCAAUAAAUAUUAGGUCUACAUAUUACAAAAGCAAUAACCAUCAACAGUUUCGAAAGGAUAUAAAUUCUAAACGGUAUGUACCAAACAAAAAGCGUCGACAUAAUUUUGAUUACAAAAAAUGUUCUUCACACAUUGAUGCUCAUGAAGAUAGUACGGAUGAUUGCUUAGUGCAAACUGAUAACAGCAAAUGUAGAAAGGAAGUUAAGUCUCAGGAAUCAAGUUAUUCAAAAAACCAUGAUCAUUAUAAGAAAAAGAAACCAUUAAAAAAUCAUAUAAAGCAUAUAAAUGGCUUCACGAAUGAGUACCAAAAUUACUUACAAAAUAACUUAAAGGAUAGUAAAGAAAUUUCCAAAAGCAAAGAAUUAGUAGAAAACUUGCCUGAAAACUUGCCUCCAGAAGAAAAAAUAGAAAUUCCAAAUGCUUCGGAAGAGGUAAAAUUAUGCAAUAAUAUAAAUGAUAAAUCUGAUUCACAAGAGGAAGAGGAAUUACGAUUAAUUGCUUUAAAAUCAGCUAUGAUACAAAGGCAUUUGAAACGUAAGAGACGAAAUGCAGAAUUAGCCUAUUCCCCAACCGAUUUUGAUGAAAUGCUAGCUUCAGUUGAGGCAGAUAAUAAUUCUAAUCUAGUUUUUGAAGUUGAUUUAGAUGAGAGUAUUACUGAGAUGGAAAUAAGUCCAACAACUUCUCCAAGGUUUUCUCCUAUUCCAAUUGACGAAGAUUUAAGCGACCGAAGUGUAGAGUUUGUUGCACAAAGCAAUGCGAUAGAUACCAAACCUGUAGAUAUGGAUAUUGUUAAUACUGAAAGUGAGAGUGAAAAUGUUGUAUACAGUGUUUCAAAUAAAAUGUUUGCCAUUGAUCCCGUAGCGUCUAGCAGUGAUUGCAAAAUAACAGAUUUAGGUCCAUCAAUAUCAUAUAAUGGAAUGGACUAUGCAUCAUCAUUGCAAUAUAGACUAUACGUGCCUGAUAUGCAAUAUCAAUUAAAUAUACCACCACCGCCUUUACCACCAGUUUUAAAUGAUUGUAUGGAAGUCAUACCUCCACCUCCGCUUUUUUGUAGUUACAAUGAAUUGCCACCACCCCCACCGCCACCUAUAUUAAUACCUUUAGAAAGACAAAAUGAUGAGAUUAGUGAUGAAACAGAAAUUAUUGAUCUUUGUAAUGAUACUGUAGAGGAAAAUAUAAUAACCAAAGAUAUAACAGAAAUAAAAUCUGAAGAUACAUCUUGUAUUUAUGAGAAUCAACAGAAUAAAGAAAACAGUGAAGGAGAGGAGGAGGAAGCAUUACGCGCUCUUUUAUUAUCAAAGAUACAGUCUGGAAGAAUAAUAAAAAAAGAGAAUGAUAUUUGUAAAACAGAAAGUACUGUUAAUCCAGAAUUAAAAAUAAAAAAUUUUAACAAUAUUUUUAAAAAUGAUGAAAGUCCUCAAGCACAAACACAAACACAAUCAAUACUGAAAGAGGCUGUUCGACGUUUAAAAAUGAUAACGGAAGGAAAUGAUGAAGGAGGCGUAAAAUCGGAAAUCAUAGAUAAGUCAGAUAAAUCAGAUAAAGAUAAUAUAAGUUUAGUAAAAGAAGAAAAUGAAAUGGAAAAAGACUUAUGCUUAAAGAAGUUUAAAGAAAGAUCACCAAAUAAAAAUAGUGCUUUAGAUCACUUAUUGGAAGAAAGAAUUGCAGAACUAGUAAGACAGGAAAAAGCAACGGAAGUGUCUACAAGUGUAACAGUUAGCGACGUAAGUAUUGCAAAAGUAGCAGGAAAAUUAGACACAAUUACAGUUAGCUGUGUUAAUAUUGGUGAAGAAAUAGGAAAAUUAGCUACAGAGGAGAAAAAUUUAACAACUGAACUGAAUUUGAAAAAUAAAACUAAUGUUAGUGAUAUUAAAAGUAGUAGCUCAUUUAGUAGAGAACAAUCUAAAAGUAAAAGUGAUGAUAAAAUAAAUGUAAGAAUUGAAAAAACUAAAAAUAUAGAAAUAAAAAAUAAUGCCACUAGUGUUAUUGCUGGAAAUAAAGAAAUAUAUAAUGCCAAAAAAAAUGAAGACAGUUUAAAAUUCAUAAACAAAUCAGUUGCUCCUAAUUUAAUCUUGACUCCUAAAAUAAAUGGUAUAAAACAAAUAUCAAUCAAUAAAAAUCUUUUAAGUUCAUUUGAUAAUCAACUGAAAAGCACUGCAAAUCCCACGUUUCCUAUAACGGCGAAACAGCCAAGUACUUCGAUAAUAAAUAACAUACAAAAAUCAAAUUCAGCUAGCACAUUUAUAUCGACGGUAAGAAAAAUUAUUAAACCAAAUAAAAUCAUUAACACAAAUAUGAACUUAAAAAGAAAAACCGUUGAAAAUAAUCCAAAUACAAAAUUUAAAUUAACAAAAAUGUCAAAUGCAAUCGAUAGAAGCGUAAAUACUAGUCCAUUCGGUAGUACAACAUCAACUACUUCGAAAACUUCACGUUUAGUUACACCGUCCGAGAUUCCUAAACCUGUUGUACAAAAAAUUAUUAUAAAUCUGCAAACAUCGGAGAGCGAUAUUGAGGAUGAGGAAGAGGAUAACCUAACUAAUAUGAAACAACUUUCAAGCUUUGAUAUAAAUACAAAUUACAUCGAUAAUGCAAGUCCGUUGAGCUUACCUAUGGAUAGUCGUAGUAAUACACCAAUUCGCGUUAGCUCUCCUACAAUUUUAACAGAAAAACCAAUGAUCAAUACUAGUACAAUAAAAGUUCGUAAUGAUAUAUUUGAACAAAAACUGGAAAACUUUUUGAAAAAUAUACGCGACAAAUCAAAAACAAAUAUGAAAGAUAACCACGCGGCCACAAUGAAUCACCGAAGGAUAGUUAAUAAUGAUAAGGUAAAACCAUUAGCUGUACGACAUUUACCGAUUGCUGCUCAACAUGAAUACAGCAGGCUUGUAGAACGUAUGAAACUAUUAGAGAAACAAAGAGAAAAUAAAUUAAAAGAAAGUAAUGAGAGUAACGGACAAAAAAUACAGUCAAAAAAUAUUGAUAAUAAAACAAAACCCAAAAUUACUCUUCCAAAAAACAAAACAAUUGCAACGCCUAAUAUUACUAAUCCAAAUAGCAAAACAAUUGAUAUUUCUAAGCAAAACAAGACAUUUUCUACAAAACAAAAUAUGAUGUACACUGAAAAAGAUGGAAAACAUAAUUCUAGUCCUAUAAAAGAUACUACUGCAGUGUGUAAAAAUAAAAGCAUUGAUAGUACGAAUAGAGUAGAAAAUAUCGCAUCUAAUCAUACAGCAACAACACCAACACCAAGUACAACGAAAGCAAAUACAGCUAUGAUUUUAAGUCAGGAAUCCAAAAGAAGAGUCACGUUACGUCUGCAAGAAAAUUCUUAUAAUAAAUCUAGUGCCAUCAUUUUAAAUAAAUUGGAUAGCUCGUUGAAAUUAGUUAGUAAUGUAAAGGCUUAUAAAAUAGCAGAAGUAAAAUAUGAAAAGCGAGUUAAAGAGCUUGUCGCCCAGUUGGAAGAAGCGAAAUUAAAUUUAAAAAAACAAAAGGAAAAACUAGAAGAGAUUUGUCCAGAAGUUAGUCGAUCUAAUGAAGUAUUGACAAAUAUGCGGAAGAGGCGCCUGAAAUUAUUUAGAGUCGCAACCAACCUCGGUAAAAGCAUUGUUGGAGAGAAUUAUAGCCUUAAUAAUGAGUUAAAUAAAGAAAUUAAAAUUAAGUUCAAUGAUUUGGCAAGAGAAAUAAAAGUGGUAAAUUCAAUCAGUCACAAAAAUAUAGAUGCAUUCGAAACCAAUCUAACAACAUAUGAUAUUAAUCAGCAUUUAUCUUCUAAAAAUGAUGAAAAAUUAAAUGAACCACCAAAGCAUUUAUCAACUGAAAAUGUUGAAAAAUUAAAUGAACCUAUAACUUUAAUGAAACUUUAUCUUAAUGAAAGCAAUGAAAAAGAAAAAUUUAUUGAAAGAGAAAAAGAAAAAUUCAAAAAUAAUGAGGGCUUAACUACUAAACACGAAGAACCCUCUAUAUCACGUAAUAAUAAUCAAAUUGAGAAAAAUAUCGAGUGCACUACAGAUAUCUUCAACAGUAUGGAAUUGGCAAACCCAGCGAAUAAUAAUAUUGAGAUAAAUACCAAUAGUUUGAUGUAUAGUAAUAAUACUGAUAUUGAGAAAAAUACCAAUAAUGUGACAGAUGUCAACAAAACUAAAGAGUAUUUAUAUAUUGAAUUGGCCAAGCCAGAAUAUAAUAACAUUGAGAUAAAUACGAAUAGUUUGAUGGAUGCUUAUAAUGCUGAUAUUGAGAAGAAAACCAAUAAUGUGACAGAUGUCAACAAAAAUAUAGAGCAUUUAUAUAUUGAAUUGGCCAAGCCAGAAAAUAAUAAUAGUAAAAUAAACGCUAACAGUUUGUUAAAUACAAUUAAUACAAAUGAUUUCAUAGCAUGCCCUAGCUCAGAGAACUAUAAUGUAGAAAUCAGUAAUGAGAAUGUGAUAGCUGUAAACAAAUCUAAUGACAGUCUUCCUACAGAGUCAAAUGAAUCCGUUUUGAACGAUAGUAAAAAUGAUCCGAUGCCACAAACACAAAUUUCUGAAGAGGACGUUCACCUGUCAAUUAUAAACACAGUAGAAGAUUUGAACGCACCUGAUAAUGGAUUUGAUGAAAUUACGAUAAAAGAAAUAUCUAAUAAUGAUAAUGAAGCUAGAUCUGGUUGUUUCCAGCAAUAUGCAUCACCAUUGAUGAAUAGUGAUAAAAUUGAAAGAAUUGUUCCAGAGAUCAUUUUCUGUCCUUAUGAAUUAAUGGGAAGUUGUGCGGACCUGGAAUGCAAAUUUAAUCAUUUUAACGAACAAACAUAAAAAAACAACCAGAAAAAUAUUUUUCUUAGAGAUACUCUGUUGUGAUAAGUGAUGAUUGUAUAUAUUCAUGCGAUCUCAAGUGAUACGAAUCCAAUCCAAUAGAUAAAAAGACUUACGAGCUUUUUGAUUUUUGGGUAAGUAUAAAACUGUAUAGAACAAAUUACUGAAUGUAUAUACUAAAUUCAGUACCACAAAAAAAAAAAAAAAUAAAAUAAAAAAAAACAAAAAAAUAAUAAUAAAAAAAACCAAAAGAAGGAAAAUAAUUAAUCGAUAACCGGGAUGUACCUAACAAAGUAAAUGGAAAAAAUAUAUUAUAUAAAUUGGAGAACUACAGUACAAUUAAAAGCUAUUGUAUUUCAUUAGCAAAAGUGAUUAUAAUUCAAAAUUCUUUAAUUUGUUUGCAACUUUGUUUUAA